Molecule: messenger RNA, 1146 nt
Organism: Etheostoma spectabile (orangethroat darter)
Lineage: Eukaryota; Metazoa; Chordata; Actinopteri; Perciformes; Percidae
Gene: auh
Product: AU RNA binding protein/enoyl-CoA hydratase
Exons: 9
Coding region: 72-764 (230 amino acids)
Biological process (GO): fatty acid beta-oxidation
Cellular component (GO): mitochondrion
Molecular function (GO): enoyl-CoA hydratase activity
Source: RefSeq, a predicted model, not a curated record
UUUCAGGUAUUGUUGUCGUGGGGAUAAAUCGCCCCAAAGCGAAAAAUUCCAUCAGCAAAAAUCUGGUCAAUAUGAUGUUUGAGGCUGUGGAUGAUAUCAAGAAGAAUAAUAAAGUGCGCAGUGUAAUUCUAUGCAGUUUGGUUCCUGGGAUCUUCUGUGCAGGUGCAGACCUGAAGGAGAGGGCCAAGAUGCACCAGAGUGAAGUGGGGCCGUUUGUGUCCAAAGCCAGAGCACUCAUCACAGAGCUGGGUAACCUGCCGGUACCAACCAUCGCUGCUAUUGAUGGAGCUGCCUUAGGAGGAGGCUUGGAAAUGGCCCUGGCUUGUGACAUCAGGAUUGCCUCCAAUACUGCCAAGAUGGGGUUGGUUGAGACCAAACUUGCGAUUAUUCCUGGAGCAGGUGGGACGCAGCGUCUCCCCAGGCUGAUAAGUGUCUCUCUUGCCAAGGAGCUCAUCUUUGCUGCGCGGGUGGUGGACGGAGCCGAGGCCUGUCGCCUGGGCCUGGCCAAUCAUUCCGUGGAGCAGAACACCAGUGGAGACGCUGCCUACCUGCGGGCUCUGGAGCUCGCCCGCGAGAUCAACCCUCAGGGUCCAAUUGCAAUAAGGAUGGCAAAACUGGCGAUCAACCAGGGGAUCGAGGUGGAUUUAUCUACUGGUCUGGCAAUUGAAGAAGCAUGCUAUGCCCAGGUGAUACCAACUAAAGAUCGAUUGGAGGGUCUGGCUGCGUUCAAGGAGAAGAGGCGUCCUCAGUUCAAGGGGCAGUGAAGCCCCACUGCUUCCGGAACCAGUCCCGAGUUCUGCCUUCAGCGCUCCUACCACCCGCUGCUUCGCCGUGCUGCGGGUGAAACUGUCCACGUCGACGCCCGGACGGCGUCUGUUAGACCGCAGGACGCCAGGACGCUCCUGGCUGGUGGUUUUACCAGUGUAAAGCACGUCCUGCAAGCAAACUAACCAAUCAUUGGCCUUCAUCAGUACUAAAACCUCACUGAACUAACUCAAUUAGCAAUCUGAAACAUCAAAUUACUUCAAAUGGCUAUUGAUCUUUGCAUUAUGAUCAGUAGUUGGUCACUAACCUCUUGGACUAAUAAUCAAUCACCCAGCCACUGACAUGUCUGAAUGCUUUACAUAAAUAAUGCAUCAGAAAGAA